AUGGCCUCCGACGCCUGGUCCACGAACACGCUCAUGCUCCUCCUACGCAUCUGCGCCGCAGUAGCUCCCUUCGCCGCCGGAUACCUUCAAUACCGCGCCAUAUGUAACCUCCACUCCAAGAACCAGGCCCAGGCCCAAGGACAAGCCAGGACCCUAAGCAACAAUAACGCUCCUCCCCCGCCAACCCCUGCAUCCAAUGGCCCCAUGCGCACGCCAAUCGACACGCCAAGAGUGAUCGAGAUCCUGUGCAACGCCAUCGGCACUCUCAAUGGAGCCGUGGUUGAUCUCUCAAAGCGAUUCGACGACGAGCGGCCGAUAGACGGGCGACCCGCGAGACCGGAUAUGAGAGGCCGUUUCCCGAGGCGAAGGUCGCCAUCGCCGCGCUACGCGCGCGCUCGGUCUGAGGAUAGCGAAGAGUUCAUCCCCCGCCCGUUCAGUCACAGAGCUCCGCGUCGGUGGAAUGGAGGCGAUGGCUUCUGGUGGCGCGAAUAUGGUUCGGAUGCUGCUACACAGAUGUUGAUCAGCAAGAAGGUUUCGGGAAAGGAUUAG
Trematosphaeria pertusa is the source of this 549-nucleotide messenger RNA. RefSeq lists its product as uncharacterized. Lineage: Eukaryota; Fungi; Ascomycota; Dothideomycetes; Pleosporales; Trematosphaeriaceae. Bases 1 to 549 code for a protein of 182 amino acids. The record is from RefSeq and is a predicted model, not a curated record. The transcript has a single exon.